This is a messenger RNA of Orcinus orca (killer whale), 2414 nucleotides long. It is a transcript of the gene HMGN4, whose product is annotated as high mobility group nucleosomal binding domain 4. The transcript has 4 exons. Gene Ontology annotation, molecular function: nucleosomal DNA binding. The coding region runs from base 698 to 970 and encodes 90 amino acids. Gene Ontology annotation, biological process: chromatin organization. Gene Ontology annotation, cellular component: chromatin; nucleus. The record is from RefSeq and is a predicted model, not a curated record. Lineage: Eukaryota; Metazoa; Chordata; Mammalia; Artiodactyla; Delphinidae.
CGUAGUGUAGUGGUUAUCACGUUCGCCUCACACGCGAAAGGUCCCCGGUUCGAAACCGGGCGGAAACAGCGUUGUUGUUUUUCCCCCCCCCCCCACCUGUGUGGAUUUCCUUUAAAACUCCAUUUAUUUAAAAACUCUUCACGCCGCCUUUUCUUGUCUCUCUUGCCCCAGGCUGUGGUGCUGAAGCGACGCUGCUCAAGGUGGGUCCGGAGCCCGCGGCCCCGGAGGCGGACACAAGCAUCGCGAGGGGGAGAACCGGGCUGUCCCCGGCUCUGCAAGGCGGCCCGACGCCCGCAGCCCCGGAAGCGCAUCCUCGCCUUGCCUUCCUGUUCCCGGCAGCGCCCGGCUCCGGGCGUCUCUGCGCUGGCCCACUGUCCGCGCCGGCCCUGCCCCAGCCGAGAGCACCUGCGCGGCAGGCCCGCAGCUGGCAGAGUCGCGCCCCUCACACGGCCGCGAGACUCGGAACAGCUGCAGUGGCUCUCCUGGGCUUCGAGUGUGAAUCUCUGGGAAAAGCGGAAGCCGGGAGGACACUGAAUGGUUUCCAGGUUUUUGAAAUUACAGGGUUGCUAGAAACAUUCUUGUAGGGGUCUCCUGUGCACAGCCCCAAGAAUUCCUCCAGAAAUCUUUCUAGGAGCAGUGAGGAAGACAGAAGAACCACUUGGGCUGGUAAAGCCAUCUGCCAGGCACUACUGCCACCAUGCCCAAGAGAAAGGCAAAAGGAGAUGCUAAAGGUGACAAAGCAAAGGUGAAGGAUGAGCCACAGAGGAGAUCGGCACGGUUGUCUGCUAAACCUGCCCCUCCAAAACCAGAGCCCAGGGCAAAAAAGGCCCCUGCAAAGAAGGGAGAGAAGCUGGCCAAAGGGAGAAAGGGGAAAGCAGAAGGCAACAAAGAUGGGAACAACCCUGCAAAAAACCGAGACGCCUCCACAGUCCAGUCACAGAAAGCAGAAGGCACCGGGGAUGCCAAGUGAAGUAUACGUUUUUGAUAGCUCUGUACUUCUAGUGACUCUACUGUUUGAAAUACUAUUUUUUUUAAAUCAAAUUUUGUAAAAACGUAGAUUUUUUUUUUUUAAGUUAUGUUGUUAGCACACAAGACGCUUCGUUGUUAUCUUUUGUGGAAAGGGCAAAAUAACCACUAGUAGAAUGUUUCAGAAGCUGGAUUGAAAUGGGGGAAAACAGAAUUUUCUAUCGUAUUUGAAGAUUAUUCUUGGUUCCCAGGAGAGAUUCUCCGACAUUCACACAUGACAGCCACUAUGGCUCAGAAGCCUUAUCGUGUGGGGAAGCAAAACUUCGUGUCUUCUCCUUUCCUGAUGCCAUCGAAAACGCAUCCUUGACUUCCUGAAACCAAGAGUCAUGAUGCGGCCUUGGCACCCCUAGAAUCAGCUGCGUCAGGUAACAAUACUCAGGAUCUCUAGUGAUGACAUCAAGAUGGUAUUGCUCAAAAGAGCCAGGAUUCCUGUUUGUAGUUUGUGGAUCAUCUCAUUAAUAGUCCUGGAGUUUUUAGUUCCUUUCCUCCAUGUCAGAGGUGACCUGUGAAAAGCUCUUAUAUGCCUCUUGUGAAAUAUUCACCCUUUCUGAAAACUUUUCCUGUUCAUUGCAGCAACAGACUUUGUUGACUUUUUGGAGAGGGGAGUUUGAAAGCUGUAAGAUGUUACGGAUUGUCACCCAUGUCCUGCUGGAAGUAACUAUUUUUGAAAAGUAUCUUAUAAAGCUGGAUACAAGUUGGCUUCAUGGGAGGGGAGGGAUCAUUUCCUACUCCAAGUCAUAAAGAUAUCCUUUACUGCCUUGUAAAAGUUUUAUAGUUUUGCUUUUCACAUUUGUCUUUAGUCUUCCCUGAACUGAUUUUUGCAAAAAUAUGAGAUAGUAAUUCAAUAUAAUAUUUUUUCCAUAUGGUAAGUGGUUGUCCCAACCACUUGGUUGUCCCAACUUUUCUGAAAAGUUCAUCCUUUCCCCACUGAUCUGUAAUAGUGGCUUUUUUCAUAAAUCAAGUUUCUUUUGCACGGGGCGGGGUGGGGGGGAGCUGGGAGAGGUCUGUUGAUGGUUUCGAUUCUGACUCACUGGUCAAUUUGUCUAACCUUGUGGCAAUACUAUACAAUCCUGAGUACUACAACUUUAGAAAAAGGUCUUGAUAUCUCAGGACAAAUACCACCUCCACCUUUAACAUCACCACCAAACUUUUCUUCGUUGGAGUAUCUUGGCUAUAUUCUUAGCCAACUGCUUUUCCAUAUAACUUCUAGAAUUAGAUUGACAAGUUCCAAAUCAAACUAACAAAAGGUGGAAUUUUUAUUGGAUUUGUAUUAAAUUUAUAGAUUAAUUAUAAUAUUGAGUCUUCCAAUCCAUGAACAUGGUAUAAUUCUCCAUUUAUUUAGGCUUUCUAAAUGUCUUUCAAUAAAGUUUUAUAAUUUUCUCCAUAAA